AUGCCAUUUUCAGAAGGUCUCAAUUUUCACACAUCCAGUCUUGAUCACCUGUGGUAUGCUUCAUUCAGCGUGUGUCGACAAAUUCAUGAGGCGAAGGAACUGAUAUCAGCGUUGCCAAUGGAACUGGCGGGCUAUAAAUAUUCGUUUGUUUCACUGGCGCUCCAAGAAGUAGGACACUUGGGUGUAGACCCCGGGGUAUCCGGGUUGAGCACAGCCGUAUCCCCAAGAGGUCAAGCCGAGCAAUUUGGACACAGCUUCAUCGGUGUCAACACCACCGUCUUCAACGUUUCCGGCGCAGAUCAUGCUCUCAGCAACACCACCGUUCAGAUUAUCGCAGACGUUGUCAUUAACGUAGGGCACUCGGACCCACUGCAGAACUUCCGGCAAGUUGCCGCCAGAGGAAGAAGAAAAACCCUCACCUUCUUCGGGUUCUUCCCUGUCACCGGGCAGGGCAAUGGGCUGAACAGCGUCAUUGAGUUCCAAAGGCUCUGCCAGCUUCAACAAGCAAAUGUCGUUCGACAAGUCGCUGAAAUAAAGCAACAUUUUAGCAAAAUUCGCCACAUUGUGAAGGUGGCUGUUGAUAAAAAUGGCGGAAUUACCUUGGAAGACCUGGAGGCGAACCUUGGAUUUAAUGCUACGUCGAUUUCAAAAAUUCCGAGGGAAAAGCUGUGCUACAACAACAACAUCUACAGGAAAAGCGCCUCAUCUUUUGAGCGGAGAGCAAAACUCUGCCAGGACCCCUCGUAUAAAGAUGAAACAAACCCUCCCAGCAGCUCCGCCAUAUCUGCCGAUGAGGGGGUCGCUGAAGAUAUCGCAGCAGUGAGCAGCAGUGAUCACGGUGUUCUCAUCCAGAACGGAGCCGCCGCACAAGUGGCUGCCGUAGUAUUGGAAGGUGACCUGAUGGGGGAACUGACCGGGCUCGGCAUCUUCGCCACCGACCACACGUCUGUCCACCAAACGGGGGCGACGGAACACGGCUUCACGGAUUCAAGAAAACCUCUGAAAUCGAAGGUUCUUAAAACGAAGUGCAACGGAAGAAAAAUCACUACCUGCAAAGUGAUUGAAUUGGCGGCCAGGAACAUGAGAAACUUGGUUCUACCGGAUGUCGCUCGUCUCUUGCAUUUGCCGAACAGCAGAUUUGAAAAGAUUGUGCGCGAAGUAUACGCAGAAAGAUUUGGCACGCCGAGAGAACCUCUUUUCAGACACAGCCCGCCAGCGAGAAAGCAACAUGUUCCAGUGCCAGUUAAAAUUGCAGAACCCACGAACACGGACAUCAUUGAACCAAUAAUAAAUGAAACCAAAAUUCCUUCGAACGAGAAUUCAUUUAAUGGUUACUCCUCAAUGCUGAAUCAGUUUCUUCGUCGGCAUUCGCAUUGUGAAUCCGCAUCCGACCGGUUUUGCACAAAAGAUCGCUGCCGCAAGUUGGGCAGU
Notodromas monacha is the source of this 1431-nucleotide messenger RNA. The record is from the annotation of a GenBank genome assembly. Lineage: Eukaryota; Metazoa; Arthropoda; Ostracoda; Podocopida; Cyprididae.